Molecule: messenger RNA, 1177 nt
Organism: Plutella xylostella (diamondback moth)
Lineage: Eukaryota; Metazoa; Arthropoda; Insecta; Lepidoptera; Plutellidae
Product: methylosome protein WDR77
Biological process (GO): oocyte axis specification
Cellular component (GO): methylosome
Molecular function (GO): protein binding
Source: RefSeq, a predicted model, not a curated record
AUCUGUGAAAAAUAAAAAAUAAGUCAAACCGCGCGCACAUCGGGCUUAUACGGUUUUUAGUUGAAAAUAAAUAUAAAUCACAUCUUUUUAGCAAAUUUAGCCACAAACAGUGAAUAAACAAUGUGUGAUAAUCUUAUAAUUCCACCGCAUCUUAAUGCUGAAGUUUAUAGAAAAGAUUCAAAUGUGUCGGUGAUGGCACAUUUGGAUUACAUUCGCAUGCAUAAUGAUGGCACUACACUAAUCGGAUGCUCUGAGCUUACCGGUCGCUACUGGAACGGUGGAGCUAAAGUAUUAAAAACUUUGGAAGCAGACACCUUAGACAAACUAAGCGUCGCUUUACCCAGUGGAACCGCAGACGGAUGCUUUAUACAAAAUCCCGACAAGUUAUUACUCUGCCAAGACUCGGGGUCAGUCAGUGUCUGGACGCAUGGCACCGGGGCGUGGGCUGCGUGGGAGGAAGUGAUGACGGUGUCGGAGCAUGACGAUGCAGUCAUGGCUGUGGACUGCUUGGACCCUGUCAACCAUUAUGUCACCGUUGCUGCAGAUGGAAAUAUAAAGGUCUGGGACAUAAAUGAGAUGAUCUGUGAGAACAACUACCUCGGCUGCCACAGCAUGAUGAUCACGGGAGUUGCAGUGAAACCGCAGUCCAUGAGCUUUGCCACCUGUUCCCUAGAUAGACAUGUUUCACUGUGGGACAAGGAUUCAACAGAGAAAAUCAGUGACCUAGCAGUACUGGACGCGGGAGUGCGUUGCUUAGAGUGGCUCAAUGAGGAUCACCUGCUGGUUGGUGAUGAGGCGGGAGUGCUCAGCCUCAUUGACAUGCGGAGUCUGAAGGCCCCACAACCACUUAUUACAUUCCCCGCUCCCGUACAUAGGAUUAAAUUUAACAAAGAGUCCAAUAAUGUAGCUGUGUGCUGUGAUAAUAGAAUAGUGUCAGUUUACGGAAUAAGUGAAGACUACAAAUUGAAUCUGGUGUACAAAGAUAACCGACACAAUAACUAUGUCAGAGGUAUGACCUGGCACAGUACAGACAAGCAAAAACUUCACACAGUGGGAUGGGAUGGCGCUAUCAACACGCAUUUUGUGCAAAAAUGACCCUGAUUGUAAGUGAUUAUGAUGAUUAUUGUUGUUGAUUACUGCUCUCGAAACAAAAAUACAGAUUAUAAUUUGUACUACA